CCAGGGGCCAGGCCCCCCAUCAGCCACUUUGGUGCAGCCCCCACAGCUCCUGGCCUUUGGGCCAAGGUGUCAGGCGUGCGUCUUCUGGCCUAUCAAUACAGAUUACAUAUUUAUAUCAAUCGCGGGCUCUGAGGGCGCCCUCGGAGAGCUGCCCCGAGCCUACGAAACCAAACUGGGAGUGGUCGCGCGGAAUCUCUGGCUCAGGAUUGGCUGCGGGCGUCCGCCGUGGUGCGGGGGGAUUGCUAAUCGUAUUCAGCAUGUUUUGCACAAGAAAUGUCAGCCAGAAAGGGCUAUCUGCUCCCUUCGCCAAAUUAUCCCACAACAAUGUCAUGCUCCGAGAGCCCCGCCGCGAACUCUUUUUUGGUCGACUCGCUCAUCAGCUCGGGCAGAGGCGAGGCGGGCGGUGGUGGCGGUGGCGCUGGGGGCGGCGGAGGAGGUUACUACGCCCACGGCGGGGUCUACCUGCCGCCUGCCACUGACCUGCCCUACGGGCUGCAGAGCUGCGGGCUCUUCCCGGCACUGGGUGGCAAGCGCAAUGAAGCGGCGUCGCCGGGCGGCGGUGGUAGUACCGGGGGCAUGGGUCCGGGAGCUCAUGGCUACGCGCCCGCGCCCAUAGACCUGUGGCUAGACGCGCCCCGGUCCUGCCGGAUGGAGCCACCGGAGGGGCCGUCGCCGCAGCAGCAACCCCAGCAGCCGCCGCCGCCCCCGCCGCAACCACCCCAGCCCCCGCCACAGUCCACUUCAUGCUCUUUCGCACAGAACAUCAAAGAAGAGAGCUCCUACUGUCUCUACGACUCGGCAGACAAAUGCCCCAAAGGCACGGCCGCCGCCUCCGAUCUGGCCCCCUAUCCCCGGGGUCCGCCAUCCGACGGCUGCGCCCUGGGCGCCUCCAGCGGAGUACCCGUGCCCGGCUACUUCCGCCUCUCGCAGGCCUACGGCACGGCCAAGGGCUACGGCAGUGGCGGCGGCGGCGGCGGCGGCGCGCAGCAGCUGGGCGCUGGCCCAUUCCCUGCGCAGCCUCCGGGCCGCGGCUUCGAUCCUCCGCCCGCACUCGCCUCGGGUUCGGCCGAAGCGGCCCGGAAGGAGCGAGCCCUCGAUUCUCCGCCGCCCCCCACGCUGGUGUGCGGCGGCGGCGGCGGCAGCUCGCAGGGCGACGAGGAGGCGCACGCGUCCUCGUCGGCGGCGGAGGACCUCUCCCCGGCCCCUUCCGAGAGCAGCAAAGCCUCGCCGGAGAAGGACUCCCUGGGCAAUUCCAAAGGCGAAAAUGCAGCCAACUGGCUCACAGCAAAGAGCGGCCGGAAGAAGCGCUGCCCCUACACCAAGCACCAGACGCUGGAGCUGGAGAAGGAGUUUCUGUUCAACAUGUACCUUACUCGAGAGCGGCGCCUAGAGAUCAGCCGUAGCGUCCACCUCACGGACAGACAAGUGAAAAUCUGGUUUCAGAACCGCAGGAUGAAAUUGAAGAAAAUGAACCGAGAAAAUCGGAUCCGGGAGCUCACAGCCAAUUUUAAUUUUUCCUGAUGAAGCUCCAGGAGAAGCCAUGUUCAGGCUUCCAGAGAGAAGGUCCCCCCUCCCCCUGUGUUCAGCCUCUGCCCCAGAACUCGCACCUGUGCCGGAGCCCCUUUCCUCCCUCCCACACUCGCCAUCUCCAGGGCCAUUACAUCUGGGCAGGGCUGGUUUGUUCUGACUUUGCUUGUUUGUUUCUUUCUUUGUUUGCUUGGUGCUGGUUUACUUGUUUUCUGGGGGAAAAAGCCAUAUUGCGCCAAAAUUCUAUAGAGACAGAUACUGUCCUAAGUGUCAAGUCCUGAUUGGGCUGGGUUUACUGUCUUGAAAUGCUCCACUGCUUGAAAUGGCCUCUGUUCUUCUCCACUGAGGUGGUUUCCUGCUCAGCCUGGAGCAAACCUAGCCAGAGGCUGAGGUCCCAUUGUCGGCACAGAGGUGUCUGGCUUGAGGUCAAUGGUGCAAGGAGCUGCCACCGCAAGCCUGCCUGCCUGCCUGGAAUAGUGGGCUGUGUUCAAUCAGGGGACAUAGGCCCCUAGGUUUCUUUUUUCUUUCUUCUUGUCUUUCUUGGCUAAGGGAAGGGCAUAUGGGCAUGGUCACGCAGGUUGGCAGAAGGGCUUGACUUUGGCUGAUUGAAAAAGUGAGAAUCAGAAAGAUUAAUUUUUUUCUCCCUCUGUAAGAUAUCCCAGCUUUAAAUGCAAAAAGGAAUAACCAACAGAAAGAAACCUCUCUUCCAGUUCAUGUAAGGUCUUGCAUUGCCUGACUGAAAAUUUCUCUUACCUCUGAAUUUCCAUAUCCUUCUGGCUGUUGAUAAAUAAUGUAGUUUUUGUUUAGACAUGUGGAAUUAGUGGAUUUUUGUCAUUAUAAUUGUUGCCACUGGUAACAGGAAAAGCACACCAUGAUUCUCCCUAUUGUGUGGAGUUGGUUUUUUUUUUUAAUUCAUUUUUUUUGGGGGGGGGUUGGAGCUUUCUGAACUUCAUGGAUGCCUAGAAGGGCUUUGGCAGGCAGAGAAACGAGAAAAGGGAGAUAUCGUUUGGAUUUCCUUUAUACUGUGAAGUUACAUGCAUAAAAGGGUCAAACCUGUAGGUGCAAAAAAAAGAAAAAAAACUAUAAAUACAAAUCUGUAUAAAUGUCUAUUAUUAUGAAAAAUGCCAAUCUUGUUUUAAGCAAAUGCAUUCUAUCGUUAUUAUAAAUGUUAGUUCUAGCUUUAUUUACUUCUAAUCUUAAAUCAGAAUAAAUUAAUAUUGUAUUGCUGCUGUGCGUGGAAAAAAAGAUGAUGUUUAUGUUCUUAUAGAAUAAAAGCUGUGGAAUGAA
Molecule: messenger RNA, 2814 nt
Organism: Dipodomys spectabilis (banner-tailed kangaroo rat)
Lineage: Eukaryota; Metazoa; Chordata; Mammalia; Rodentia; Heteromyidae
Gene: Hoxa10
Product: homeobox A10
Exons: 2
Coding region: 274-1521 (415 amino acids)
Biological process (GO): regulation of transcription by RNA polymerase II
Cellular component (GO): nucleus
Molecular function (GO): DNA-binding transcription factor activity, RNA polymerase II-specific; RNA polymerase II cis-regulatory region sequence-specific DNA binding
Source: RefSeq, a predicted model, not a curated record